UAACAUCUCUCGUCUUGGCCAUAUUUUCAUAUUUUGGCCGUUCUCUAGAAGUCUUCAGUCGCCAGUAGCUGAUAAAAAAUUAAAAACCGAUCACCUCCUCUUCCGGCAAUGGCGGAAGCUCAAACCGAAAAGCGUCCUUCCCUAUCUGAGCAAUAUUUGCUGAAGGAGAAAGAGGAGAAAUCAGAUGUGGCUACAAAAGCAGCAGAUGCAAAAGAUGUCGAAAAUCCAGUGAAUGCUUCUUCUGGAGAAGUUUUCAUUGAGAAAGUGGAGACUCCUGCUGCUUCAGUUGAGGAAAGCACUGAGGCUCCUCCUGCUCCAGUUGAGGAAAGCACUGAGGCUCCUCCCCCUGCUGCUGCUGAGGAAAGCACUGAAGCCAAUACUACUGCUGAGAACAGUGCUGAGGAUGCUUCAGCUGCUGCCGAGGAAAGUACUGAACCUACUUCAGAGGAGAACUCAGGUGAUGCGGAAGAAACACCAGAGAUAAAGCUUGAGACUGCUCCAGCAGAUUUCCGCUUCCCAACUACAAACCAAACAAGGCAUUGCUUCACCCGAUAUAUUGAGUACCAUCGUUGUGUAGCUGCAAAAGGAGAAGGUGCUUCAGAGUGUGAUAAGUUUGCCAAGUAUUACCGUGCCCUUUGUCCUGGAGAAUGGAUAGACCGAUGGAAUGAGCAAAGGGAGAAUGGUACUUUUCCAGGUCCUCUGUAGAUGGUACCUGUCAGUAAAAUCUUCUUGUGGUUUUCUUCUAUUAUAACAACUGUUAACCACAGUGAAUUUCUCGAAUGAAAAGAGAAUUUGAAAGGAUGAGGUAAUAAGAAAUUUUUCCAUCUGCCCGUAGACUAAGAUCAAGGAUGAUACAAUGUGUUGCUCAUAAAAGGAAGUUAUUACUCAUCGGUACCAUGAUGAAACUGUUUUUCCUUUCUAUUUUUAUUUUUUUUCUGCUGCAACUAUCAUGCAGUUGCAGGCUAUUGAGGUAAAGUAUACUAUAUGAUAACAAGUACAUGUAACUUUGUUAUUUACAAUGUCCAAGCAUUCCUAGUGUCGUGCGGGGGAAUGUUGUACCUGUAUGUGUGGUCGCAAUCUGUGUUAAAGACCUUAGGAAAGAUAUCAGCUACAAGUUAAAUGGUGUAGUUGAAAGGGUAGAGACCCUCAUUGCCUCCAUGUUCCCAAAUUUUCAACAGUAAAAUAUAUUUUUUUCGUC
Messenger RNA from Durio zibethinus, 1198 nucleotides. RefSeq lists its product as uncharacterized. NCBI's taxonomy places the organism in Eukaryota, Viridiplantae, Streptophyta, Magnoliopsida, Malvales, Malvaceae. Gene Ontology annotation, cellular component: mitochondrion; respiratory chain complex IV. The record is from RefSeq and is a predicted model, not a curated record.